AUGAAUGAAAUAGACAAAUGGGCAGGAUUAAUGCAUGGAAAUAAUGUUGUGCCCAUCUUCCAAGUCUCCAGCGUGUCAGGAAAUGGAUUAUAGCAAUUGACUCGUUUCAUAAGCAAAGUGCCAAAUAGAGAUCAACUCAACAAAGCAUAUCAAACAGUCAACGAUCCAUUACAAUUUGACAUCUAAGAGAACUUUAAUGUUUCAGGUGUCGGAAUUGUAGUGAGUGGAAUAAUAAGAAGUGGAAAAGCAGUUCUAAACUAACAUGUGCUUUUAGGUCCAGAUAAGGCUAAAUAAUUUAAACCUGUGACCAUUAAAUCUAUUCACAUCAAUAGAGUCUUGACUGAUACUGCACAAGUAGGAGAAUUUGCUUGCUUUUCUCUAAAACCCUCCAAAGCUGGUGAUAAAUUAGAUAGAGCAGAUUUUAGAAAAGGGAUGAUUAUCAUUGACCCAGCUUUAAAAUAGGAACCUGUAACUGAAUUCGAAGCCAAUAUCCAUAUCCUUCAUCAUCCUACUACAAUGAGUAAAGGAUAUCAAGCAGUUAUGCAUUGUGGAGUUAUUAGAUAGGCAGUCGAAAUUAAGAACAUACUCCAAAAUGAAGUAUUGAGAACUGGUGAUGUUGAUACCGUUAGAUUAAAAUUCUUAUAUGCAGCUGAAUUUCUAUAAACUGAUUAAAUAUUAGUAAUAAGAGAGGGAAGAACUAAAAUUUUUGGAUAUAUCUCAAAAUUAAUUACAGAUAAAUAAAUUGAAGAUGAGAAGAAAGCUUUAGUCAACCCAAAUCUUUAAAUAAAACAAUAACUUUGAUUUGUUAUUUUAUUUUAAUAAAUCUCAUUUAUAUUAAUUUUUAACA
Messenger RNA from Paramecium tetraurelia, 847 nucleotides. RefSeq lists its product as uncharacterized. Gene Ontology annotation, biological process: translational elongation. Gene Ontology annotation, molecular function: translation elongation factor activity. The record is from RefSeq and is a predicted model, not a curated record. The transcript has 4 exons. Lineage: Eukaryota; Ciliophora; Oligohymenophorea; Peniculida; Parameciidae.